GGAAAUUAGCCGAGCACCGUAAUAACAUCACCAAUACUCUGUAACGACGGCGUAGCAUAAAUUUGCAAUUCAUUUUCCUUUUCCUUCCCUUGGAUUGACGUAUUUAUCUUGCAGCGCUUUUCCUGCCUUUUCUCCUCAGGCGACUUUUAUUGAUAAUGGUCAGGGGCAUUGCCGGCUUAGAAGUGAGAUCUAGAUUUCGAAGUCUUAACCAUCUUUAUGCCCAGUUUUGUGGAUUCCCAGCAUCGUCAACGAGCUUCAAAACCAACCAUACUCAAGUAUAGUACUUUGGAUCGAAGCCAAAAUUUACAGCAUCUUGUAUCUCACGUCUCAGAGUUUUCUCAAUCACUCAUCUUAGUAGCAAUCAAGUCACUAAACCGACGAGAAGACAAAAACAGAAAAUGGCGCCAAAAACACGAUCUCAGACAUCUACGCCUUCUAAGAACUCAAGAUCACCAGACUCAAAUUCAUUGGAAGUUUCGCAUGAGCAUAGGCAGGACGUUAAGCCCGUCUUAGCGAUUCUUGGGACAGGAUGGGCAGGCUUCACCCUCCUACAAGAGCUCUCAACAUCCUCACUACUCAAAACAUAUGACGUGGUGGUCCUCUCACCAAGUCGUACGAUGGCCCUCACACCGCUUCUCGCCAGCGCCGCAUGUGGUAUCUUCGACUUUCGCGUUGCUGAAGAACCAGUUCGCAGGAUUGGCAUGAUGAAUGCAGCAUCUAAUCACGGUUCAGACGGAAUCAAAAAGUACCAAGUUUGGGUCGACAAUGUCGACUUCGAGGAGAGGAUUUUGAAAUGCAGACCAGCUGUAGGCAGUAAUGGCGAUGAGAAACGGGAGGAAUCAGUGCAUUUAUACUCGAGGUCUAAAGGUUCCAAUGGCGGAAAUUCAAAAGCAGGCAAGGAUGGUACAUUCGAUGUACACUUUGACCAUCUGGUCAUCGCGCCUGGAAGCGAAACCAACACAUUCGGUACUCCUGGCGUGGAGCAACAUUGCCGUUUCAUGAAAUCCGUCUCCGAUGCUCGAGCCGUGCGUGAGAAGAUCCUCGAUUGUUUCGAGCUGGCCUCUCUCCCACACUACUCAGUCGAAGAAAAACGCUCCUUGCUGCACUUCAUCAUCGUAGGCGGUGGGCCUACAGGCGUUGAACUUGCGGCCGAACUUGACGAGCUAAUUCACGGCCAUUUGUUGGCUAUCUAUCCCCAGUGUAGGGACUUGGUGAAAAUCAGUGUGUAUGAUAUUGCGGACAGGAUGUUGGGCAUGUUCGGGGAGAAACUGAGUGAGUAUGCGAUGGAGAAAUUUAGAAAGAGGAAUGUGAGGAUCUGCAUGGGGAGGCAUAUUGAGGGGUUCGAGGAUGGAGUUAUGACAGUCAAGGAGGAUGGCGAGGUGGGGUUUGGUGUGGCUGCAUGGGCGGCGGGGAACAAAGUCUGUAGCCUUGUAGAGGCGAUGGAAGGAGUGAAGAAGGAUGAUGGCGGAAAAAUGCUCACAGAUGAGUGGUUGAGAGUUAAAAAUGAGAAAGGAGAAAUUUUAGACGGCGUGUGGGCGUUAGGUGAUGCUGCAGCCAUCGACGGGAACGAGUUGCCUCCUACUGCGGAAGUAGCAGUGCAGAAAGCCAGAUGGCUCGCAAAGCAUCUCAUCUCUCAAGGAGCCAUGGAUGAAGAGAAAAAAACAAACUCUCAAGGAAAGACGUUCCAAUACAAGCAAAAGGCGCUCGUAGCCUAUAUUGGACGGAAAGAUGGGGUCGUUGACGGGGGCGGGAAGUGGACAGGGAAAAGUGCUUGGCUUGCUUGGAGAGGAGGAAAUUUGCAGUGGACGCAGAGCUGGAGAAGAAAAUGUAUGAUCAUGAUUUAUUGGGUGCUUAAUAAGUGGGAUGGCAGGGAGGUCGCAAGACGAUAGUUCAGGAUUGAAUGGGUAGAUUUCUCGCUUAAUUGUUUACGCC
Molecule: messenger RNA, 1932 nt
Organism: Cadophora gregata
Lineage: Eukaryota; Fungi; Ascomycota; Leotiomycetes; Helotiales; Ploettnerulaceae
Exons: 1
Coding region: 399-1889 (496 amino acids)
Molecular function (GO): NADH dehydrogenase activity
Source: RefSeq, a predicted model, not a curated record